Messenger RNA from Vigna umbellata (rice bean), 2900 nucleotides. RefSeq lists its product as uncharacterized. Lineage: Eukaryota; Viridiplantae; Streptophyta; Magnoliopsida; Fabales; Fabaceae. The record is from RefSeq and is a predicted model, not a curated record. Gene Ontology annotation, biological process: protein dephosphorylation. Gene Ontology annotation, molecular function: cation binding; protein serine/threonine phosphatase activity.
AACAUGUGAAGCUAUGACAAAAUAAAACAAUGUUAUAUUUGGCAUUGACUAGGUCCAUCUCUAAGCUUUCAGUCACGAAUAUGGCAACUAAUUUUAGUAGAGAAUAUGAAUCACUAGAAUGGAUGACAGAGAAAAUUUCAUGAAUCACCGAACAACCUUUGAACUUUAAAGGAAUCGUCAAAAAUAAAAAGAAAAUAAUAGUAAACACUCUUAUUUCCUUUUCUUUUUCUAAUAACCUUUUCAUUUGACCAUUUUUUCAAAGUAAUUUCUCUAACUAAUUUUCAACAAGAAUAUGAUACCAAGAGUGCACAUUUCUUUUCUCUUCUCUUUCUUAGGUACCCUUUCUCUCUUCUUUCUCUCUUGUAAGGCAAUUCUUCCUAUAAUCCAGUAGUUUGUACCUCGGAUUCAGCAUCUUUAUGCCUUUAGCUGCAUCACAAGCAAUAUCUAUGAACAUUUGUAUCAUUUUACUUGCGGUGUUCUAUGUGCAGGUUAAAACUUGGAACUUGAUGAUUGCAAAAUGACCCAACUAAUGUUAUGAUCACUUGGAAGCAUUGGCAAGAAAGAAGACACAUAUUGGUGUUGUUUGUUCACAUAUUGGUGAAAAAAAUAAUAUCUGGGUAGCAAGAGUAUAUUGCAGUAGUAAUAUGAGCUUUCUCAAUUCAAUUUUAUCUGCUCCAACCCAGGUUCAAAAUUCCCAGGAUGCAAUUGUGAGCGGUGGGGGUCUAAGUCAUAAUGGAAAAUUCAGCUAUGGGUAUGCUAGCUCUCCCGGCAAGAGAUCUUCAAUGGAAGAUUUUUACGACACAAGAAUUGAUGGUGUUAAUGGUGAAAUCGUUGGCCUUUUCGGAGUUUUUGAUGGUCAUGGUGGUGCUCGUGCUGCUGAGUAUGUCAAGAAAAACUUGUUUAGUAAUUUGAUCAGUCACCCAAAAUUCAUUUCUGACACCAAAUCAGCAAUAUCUGAUGCAUAUAAUCAUACCGAUUCUGAGUUUCUGAAGUCAGAAAAGAACCAAAAUAAAGAUGCUGGUUCAACUGCUUCCACUGCGAUUUUAGUUGGUGAUCGCUUGCUUGUUGCAAAUGUUGGGGAUUCCAGAGCUGUCAUAUGCAGGGGUGGUAAUGCUAUUGCUGUUUCUCGAGACCACAAACCGGACCAAACUGAUGAGAGGCAGAGGAUUGAAGAGGCUGGAGGAUUUGUUAUGUGGGCUGGAACUUGGAGAGUUGGAGGUGUUCUUGCUGUUUCUCGAGCAUUUGGUGAUAGACUCUUAAAGCAAUAUGUUGUUGCUGAUCCAGAAAUUCAGGAAGAAAAAGUUGACAAGUCCCUUGAGUUUCUUAUCCUAGCUAGUGAUGGACUAUGGGAUGUUGUCACAAAUGAGGAAGCAGUUACUAUGAUUAAACCAAUUGAGGAUGCUGAAGAAGCAGCAAAGAAGUUGAUGCAAGAAGCAUAUGGGAGAGGUAGUGCUGACAAUAUCACAUGUGUUGUGGUUCGCUUCUUGACUAACCAUGGCACUUCUUCUCAUGGUAAUUCUGGAGUUAACCAUGGCACUUCUUCUCAUGGUAAUUCUGGAGGUAACCAUGGCACUUCUUCUCAUGGUAAUUCUGGAGGUAACCAUGGCACUUCUCAUGGUAGUUCUGGAGGUAACCAUGGCACUUCUCUUGGUAGUUCUGGAGAUAACCGUGGCACUUCUUCUCAUGGUAAUUCUGGAGGUAACCAUGGUAGUUCUGGAGGUAACCAUGGUACUUCCCAUGGUACUUCUGGAGGUAACCAUGGAACUUCUCAUGGUAGUUCCGUAGGUAAUCAUGGCACUUCCCAUGGUGAUUCUGGACAUAACCAGGGCAUUUCUCAUGGUAGUUCUGGAGGUAACCAAAGCAUUUCUCAUGGUAAUUCUGGAGGUAACCAAGGCAUUUCUCAUGGUAGUUCUGGAGGUAACCAAGGCAUUUCUCAUGGUAGUUCUGGAGGUAACCAGGGCAUUUCUCAUGGUGGUUCUGGAGGUAACCAUGGCAAUUCUUCUCAUAGUAGUUCUGGAGGUAACCAAGGCAUUUCUCAUGGUGGUUCUGGAGGUACUCAUGGCACUUCUUCUCAUGGUAGUUCUGGAGGUAACCAUGGCACUUCACAUGGUAGUUCUGGUGGUAACAAUGGCAUUUCUCAUGGUGGUUCUGGAGGUAACCGUGGCACUUCUUCUAUUGGUAGUUCUGGAGGUAACCAUGACACUUCUUCCCAUGGUAAUUCUGGAGGUAACCAUGGCAUUUCUCAGGGUGGUUUUGGAGGUAACCAGGGCACUUCUUCUCAUGGUAAUUCUGGAGGUAACCAUGGCACUUCUCAUGGUAGUUCUGGAGGUAACCAUGGCACUUCUCAUGGUAGUUCUGGAGGUAACCUUGGCAUUUCUCAUGGUGGCUCUGGAGGUAACCAUGGCACUUCUUCUCAUGGUAGUUCUGGAGGUAAUCAAGGGCCUUCUUCUCAUGGUAGUUCUGGAGGUAAUCAAGGCCCUUCUUCUCAUGGUAGUUCUGGAGGUGCUAAUAAGAACCCUCCGAAAGCUGGUUAUAAGUGAGUAAUGGAUCCAAAAAUCAGAAGACUUGGUCAAAAUUGGCUUAUAGCUGGUUGUGGUUAGUAAUAUAGCAGCUAUGGUGUUUCAACAAAAAUUAGAAAUAAAUUCCAACUCAUUAUGGCCCUGUUGCAUAACCAAAUCAUUAUCUCACUUCCAUGAUUUAGCCUAUAUUUUGUAUCUAGCAAAUGUGUGUAAUGUGUGGUCAGAGUUGUCAUGCACCUUCUGCAUGUAAACACGAUUCUUUUAGUUUGUCUAAAUUUCUUUCAUGGUUAGUUAUUUAUGUUAUAUGCAGCAGUCCUUUCCUACAUUCAUUGUAGCUUGUAUAGUAUACAUAAAAGAAUAUUGAUUUCCCUCCGCUUGCUA